Messenger RNA from Sardina pilchardus (European sardine), 1199 nucleotides. RefSeq names its product epithelial membrane protein 3b (MAM blood group) (gene emp3b). Gene Ontology annotation, cellular component: plasma membrane. The transcript has 6 exons. NCBI's taxonomy places the organism in Eukaryota, Metazoa, Chordata, Actinopteri, Clupeiformes, Clupeidae. The coding region runs from base 218 to 769 and encodes 183 amino acids. The record is from RefSeq and is a predicted model, not a curated record.
GGAAAUGGAGGUUUAGAUUUUCCUCAGACUUUCCUUAAAAAACGUCCAGCAUUCCUCCCCACCUUCCACUGGAUGCUUGGAAAUAGAGUACUUGCGGGGAAUACAAGGGGAGUGGCAAAAGCAGGAGAAGGAGUAGAGCAUUCUAGUAAAGAAGCUGUGGCACCGCGGUCAGGAUUUGUACACAACAGACCAGCAGCAUCGCAAGCUUUGUGAGUUCAUGAGGCAUGAGGUUGAUCUUGAGUUAAAGACUAGGUCUGGUCCUCAACCCAAAAUGGCAUACCUGCUGAUGUUUGUGACGCUGCUUCAUCUCAUCACGCUUGGCGUCCUCUUCAUUGCUACUAUGGAAAAGUCCUGGUGGGUUUGGGGGGAACGGGACAGCGCAGACCUCUGGUAUAGCUGUAAAUUCGACAACGACAAAGAGGUCUGGCUCUGCGCCUCAUCAAGAGAGAAUGACUGGCUUCAGGCAGUCCAAGUCCUAAUGGUCCUCUCUGUGGUCUUCUCGUCGGUGUCUUUCCUCAUUUUCCUCGGGCAGCUCUUCACCAUGUCGAAAGGGGGGCUUUUCUACGUCACCGGCCUCUGCCAAGUCUUCUCUGGUCUCACGGUGCUCACUGCAACCCUCAUCUACACGCUGCACAACAAAGAGAUCCUUCAGGACGCCCGGGAGUUGAGCCUGGGUCACUUCGGUUACUGCUUCAUAUUGGCGUGGGUGUGCGUGCCUCUGCUACUCCUCAGCGGCGUUAUGUACAUUCAUUUGCGUAAAAAAAAGUAGAGCCGCAUCACAAGGCUGUUGUUCUUUUAUAAUGAACUGAUGUUGAAAAUCAUGAAAACGCUGGCAGUUUCUUAGUAAUGUUAAACACAAAUGCUGGUCUGUGUGGCGUUUUUUUUUUUUUUUUUUCAUGGAACUGGAGCUGGGAAAAGUAGGCAUUUUGCAAAAUGACAAGGCAUCGCAGAAAAUGAAAAUGUAGUGAUAUGUAUUCUUGGGCUGUAAGCAUGUGUUACAUGUCGAACACAGGCCUUUUCGGGUAGUAAAAAAACUGUAAUAUCCAUGGAAAAAAAUGGCUUUAAAAAAUAGCUUUUGAACACAAAUGUCAGGCUUUUUAAAGAAUAAGGCUUUUAUUGCAGUUCCCUAGAAUAUUGUAGAAAAAUCUCAUUUAGAAAGUAUCACAAAUGCUGUAUUUUUGUCUAAAUAAAUGAAUCUA